UUCUUGGCCCGUCUUCGGCCCCCCUUGGCCCUGAACAAGUCAUGUGCCACCACUCGGGGGAGCCGAGUGCAACCGCGCCAAGCCCCAUGAGAGUUGAGAGUGUGGGGUCCUGGCAAAGACUCCUCAGGACUGAGGACUGAGGCUCAAGGGAUCGAGCACGGGACCUGAGGACACUUCAACACGUGCCCGAGGGCACGGUGGCGUAUGUUCGACGGUGCUACUGCCACGGAAAUUGCCCGCCACGUCGCUAUGCUUAUUCAAUCCAUGGCGGGGAGUCUCUCCACCUCUGAGCUGUUGAGUGGCGGGGGGACCCGGGGUCCACACAGACUCCACGGUGAGUUUAUGGAUGCAAGGUCCGGCGCCAUGUCUCCGUUCGUGGUGAAUCCAGCCCUCGCGAAGCAGGUGCUCGCCGAGGUGGCGAGGUCCUUCGAGAGCGCCAUGCUCAGGGAGGACGAUGAUGCAUCACGCUCGGGCGCGUUGUUUGUCGUCUCGGGCGAUGGGCUCUUCCUUGGGAAAACCGUCAGGGAGUCUGAGUAUCAGGAGUUUGCCCGCCAUGUCAUAGGCCCCUUGGCGCGCCAUGCCGGCCUCCCACACGCUGUCUGUCGGCCUGGCUCCUUGGAUUCAUGUUGGGCGGAAGCAGCGCUCAACCGAACCUCCCUGAACGUGCCCGUGCUGGCAUUCGUGCACGGUCACCGCCACUGGAUCGUCAUGCCGGCGAGCGCGAGAAUGCGAGGCUUUGCAGUGUCGCGGUCGGCUCAAGAUCUCGAGCCGCUGGGCACGGCCCAGUACUACGACGUGAAGCCCAUCUGGGCGAAGAGCAAGGCGCGGCAAGGCUUCCUGCGGCAGCUUGCCGUGCUCGGGAUGAACCCGGCGGCGGCGCCAGCAAUCGCCGAGAUGCAGGCACAGUGGGUGGAACUGAAGGCCACGGUUGGCGGCGACGUGGACUUUCUAUCUCGGGAGGGCUCCGACGAGCGCCCUUUCAUCGACUAUUCGCUGCUGUUUGAGAUCUACGCGCCCGGCCGGAGGGUCGACGUGCGCGGCGCACACUGCCUGGAGGCGCGGUCGUGCUUCGAGGAAGACCCGACGGGCUGCCGUGUACUCUGCGUGUCGAUCAUCGACUUUUUCACCAGGUUUUCUGUGUAUCGACAUUUGGAGAGCCUGUGGAAGAAGUUCAAGUUCCACGACUACGGUCAGAAGGUGAAAGACCUGCUCGGGUGCCCGCUUCGUCAGAGGCCUCUUUCGCCGCGCUGGCACGCUGGUGCUCGCGCCGUCCUCAGGGUCAAUGGCACGGAGCAUUUUCCGCCCCUCCCUUUUUCUAGGGCCGUCGAAGUCGAAAUCCACCUCCAAUACAAGGAGAAAGAGAGCUACCUUGACGAGGCGUGCGAGCCCUACCUUGACAUGGUGUGCGAGGAUGUUGUUUCGGAGAUCAACUGGACGACGGAUGUUGAGCAGGUUGAAGACGAGUGUAAGGGGCCGUACAGCCGCUCGAUCAGCUGCAAACAAGCCCAGUGUGUAUUCCUGACCGAGUCGCGCUACUUGGACCAGUGUGGCUCUUGGAUGCAGCAGAGUUGUCACAAGAAGCUCUUGGUUGUGGCGGUCUUGGAGAAUGUUUUUGGCGUUUAGGCAGUUGCGUGGGCAGUUUUUGUGUAGCAGGCAGACGCCGGCACAGGAACGUGUCCGAACGUUCUGCUGAAAUGAGCAGGGGUGUCGUGGUACUGUUUCGUGGAACGGACUCGCUACAGAGAUGGCACAAAUGCCAAGAACACG
This is a messenger RNA of Prorocentrum cordatum, 1767 nucleotides long. NCBI's taxonomy places the organism in Eukaryota, Dinophyceae, Prorocentrales, Prorocentraceae. The record is from the annotation of a GenBank genome assembly.